Gadus chalcogrammus (walleye pollock) is the source of this 845-nucleotide messenger RNA. RefSeq lists its product as uncharacterized. Bases 183 to 845 code for a protein of 220 amino acids. The transcript is spliced from 3 exons. The record is from RefSeq and is a predicted model, not a curated record. Lineage: Eukaryota; Metazoa; Chordata; Actinopteri; Gadiformes; Gadidae.
UUGCGUACAAGAAAAUAGGAAGUGUAAGAGGGGAUGAUUCUCGUAAGACUACAACCACUAGUCCCACCCCCCUCUAGGGGGUGGGACCCACUGACGCUACAGACCUAUUAGAGCAGGGGCAGUGGGUGGGACUUCACCAGCAGAAACUAACAUCCACAGCAUCUGAAGCUAAGUGAAGUAAAAUGGCGGAAGGUACUGGAUCGGACCUAGAAGAUCGGGAUUUUGACGAUUUGAUGCUGGAAUCAGAUGUUCGUGGCUACCUUUACGAGCCACAAUAUAGUGAUGAGCAGCUGCAGCUCAUAGAGGAACCGGAGGCGGCUGCGGCUGCUACAGCUGAGGCCGAAGGCCUGAAAGUCGCGGACGAGGAGCCCGGAAUGGCUCGAGCUGGGGCGGAUUGGUGGUGCCUUUGCUCUCACUGUGCGCCUAUGGACACAGAGGUAGAGUCCGUCUGCUGCAAGGAAUUUCAAAGAUGUAGAUUUCUUCUUGACGAAAUCUCUGACUCAGACGAGGACACGGACAUAUGUGUUGUGGACCAUCCUAGUUUCGCGGCGCAUAUGGACAGCGGCGUCCUGGACACUUAUUUCAGAAUCCCAAAGGUAAACUGGAAACGUCAGCCAAAGCCUGCAGGGACGAACGGACGUCUGACUGUAAAACAAUAUCGCCUAACGGUCUACCGACACUUUUUGGAAUGGGUCCUGCAAGGCGAGAGAUUGGGUAGAGGGUCGUUUUACCUUCUUGCGUCGUGCAGACCAUCCGACAAAAUUAUCCUGCUCCAGACGGCCAGUACUGUGGACACCAAGAAGCUGACGACGCUCAGGAGGAACUAUGAGUUUCAUUAUGUCUGA